This is a messenger RNA of Aspergillus oryzae RIB40, 792 nucleotides long. RefSeq names its product putative RAS small monomeric GTPase (Rsr1). The record is from RefSeq and is a predicted model, not a curated record. The transcript is spliced from 5 exons. Bases 1 to 792 code for a protein of 263 amino acids. Gene Ontology annotation, biological process: signal transduction. Gene Ontology annotation, molecular function: GTP binding; GTPase activity; GDP binding. Gene Ontology annotation, cellular component: plasma membrane. NCBI's taxonomy places the organism in Eukaryota, Fungi, Ascomycota, Eurotiomycetes, Eurotiales, Aspergillaceae.
AUGACUAUUGUUUUUGAGGAUCCAACCACCGGGAUAAUCGACAAGGAGAAGAAGGGAGACAGCAAGCAUUCCAUAGAUAGGGUCAUUCCUUGUUUCUUUUUUUCUUCUUUUUUUGUUUUCUUUCAUUUCUUGAUUUUGAUAGACUGUGGAGUGGGAAAGAGUUGUCUUACUGCUCAAUUUGUCCAAAAUGUGUGGAUUGAGAGCUAUGACCCGACGAUCGAAGAUUCAUAUCGCAAACAGAUCGAGGUAGACGGGCGACAAUGCAUUUUGGAAAUUCUGGACACUGCAGGAACAGAACAAUUCAGUAAGUCUCCCUGUAACGGUACGGCCUCGGUCUUGUCCACUAACACAGCCCUAGCUGCCAUGAGAGAACUUUACAUGAAACAGGGACAAGGGUUUCUCCUGGUAUUUUCCAUCACGAGCAUGUCCUCGUUGAACGAGCUGUCCGAACUACGCGAACAGAUCAUCCGCAUCAAAGAUGACGAGAAAGUCCCCAUCGUCAUCGUAGGUAAUAAAUCCGACCUGGAGGAGGACCGCGCGGUGCCCCGUGCUCGCGCCUUCGCGCUCUCCCAGAGCUGGGGCAAUGCCCCUUACUAUGAGACAUCGGCUCGCCGACGAGCCAACGUCAACGAGGUCUUCAUUGACCUCUGCCGACAGAUCAUCCGAAAGGACCUGCAAGGCAACUCCAAGGGUCGCGACGAACCGCCCAAGCGGGAAAAUUCGAAUCGACCCGAUCGCAAGCGAGAACGACGACAGAAGUCGAAGCGUAAAGGACCUUGUGUGAUUCUAUAA